CUGUGUUUCUUGGUGUCUCGCAGGCAGCUCUGCCUGCUCUUGAAUGCAGAGAACAUCUUCCACUCCAUGGCAGAUAUCCUCUUGCGGGAGGAGGACCUCCGCUUUGCUUCCACCAUGGUCCACACCCUCAACACCAUUCUUCUGACUUCUUCUGAGCUCUUCCAGCUGAGGAAUCAACUCAAGGAUCUGAAGACCCUGGAAAGCCGCAAUCUCUUCUGCUGUCUCUACCGCUCCUGGUGUCACAAUCCCGUCACCACCGUCUCCUUAUGCUUCCUCACUCAGAAUUACAAGCAUGCCUAUGACCUCAUCCAGAAGUUUGGAGAUCUCGAGGUGACGGUGGAUUUCCUGGUAGAGGUUGACAAGCUGGUCCAGCUGAUUGAGUGCCCGAUCUUUACCUAUCUCCGCCUGCAACUGCUGGAUGUAAAGAACAACCCUUACCUCCUCAAGGCUCUCUAUGGGCUGCUGAUGCUCCUGCCCCAGAGCAAUGCCUUCCAGCUCCUUUCCCAUCGGUUGCAGUGCGUUCCGAACCCUGAACUCAUGCAAACGGCGUAAGUUACACCUGGGUGGCCAGUGGUCGUCCUUCUCUUCCUGGGCUGAGUCUGGGAUGUCCUAACAAAAAGCAUUUGCUUUACAAUCUCCCACUCCCCACUUUCCAGAGGGGCAGCAGGAGCUGAAUGAAGAGACCUUCCUAUGAGGGAAUUGGUCUGUCUGGGCUUGGAAGGGUCUGGCUGACCAACGUUGCCUGCCUUUGGCUGCUGGCUGGUUGUUAUUUCCAUAGCUCUUUUUUCCAGGGCACCAUGUUCUUUAACAUUUUUCUGCACAGAGAGCUAUGUUCAAAACAGGAAUAAUAAUCAUGCUUUUAUUCAGCACGGGGGGCUGAAGGGCAUUCACUUGCCCAUCAGGUAAGUUGCCUUGGCUUUACUGCAUCAGCACCAUCACAUCUUCCACAACUCCCUCCUCCCUGUAAUUGUUUGGUGGCGAGGAGUCAUCAGCCUUGCCUGACCUCUCUGCUGGUGGCCCCAAGUCUGGAGCCAUGGAGGCAAGCACAUCCUGCAGUCACACUAGAGAGAAGAUGGGAGGGGACUUUCCACCCCCCAAGGGGCAAGGUCUGCCCCUUUGUUUUGUCUGGCAAGGCAGAUCUGGCAGGACCCAGAACUGUCGGUGCUCUCGCUGGUCAAGGCACCGACUGACCCAACCUGGGGCCAGGGAGCAUUGACAGAUCCAUAAGGCCAGAGCAUCAUGCUGGGCAGGAAACUCCCAAGGGGCUCACUUGGCCUUUGACUCAUAGCCUUCACACAGGAUAUAUGUGGCUGUGCUUAGCCAGCCAGGUAUUCUUAGAAUUGGCAUCCACUGCCUUGGAGUGUCCUGAUUGAAGGGCACGCAAGCAUAUUAAAACAAAUGCCUGGCCCCAUCGGGCCCUUCUUGGGGCAUUUCAGUUGGCCUUCGGGCUUUUUGUACAGCCUCCUGCCCCCAGUGUGGCGCUGGCCAGCAAUUGGGGCUUUGUGCCUUCUCCCUGGGUGGGAGAAGAAAGAAGGAAGGUCCCUUGUUGACAGCAUCUCGGCCCCUUGCCCAGCCGGUUCGUUUUGUCUAUGUUUGGUAACCUCAGAGGGCUGUUCCUCAUCCAGAGACAUUUGGCAUCUAGAGUGGAAAAUUUCCCUUGCAAUAUUGCCAUGGAAACCGGCUGAAGGGCCUGUUCCCAUCAGCUUGUCGGCUUUCUUCCGAUUCCCGCAGGAGCUAGUUGCAGAGCCCGCAGGCAGCAAGAAGCACAUUUGCCCAUUGGCCCGCCCCUCUCCCUGGGGCGUCAGUGCAGGUUCUUCUGUGUUCUUCCCUGGGAAAUCCUGCAUCCAGCCUCUCCCGGCUGGCUCCCACCUCCCUCGGCCUCCUGGUCUCAUACCUGGGGAAGGAAGGAAGGAAGCCACGAGGAGCAGCCUUUUGAGGAGGCAUGAAGAACUGCAGCCUUUGACUUGGCCAAUCUGGAAGCCAGAGUUCCAGAAGUGGCUCUUGGGGGAGGGAGAAUGGGGCCCGCAGAGGUCAAGGCCCUUUUCAGCCACAAACAAGGCAAACAGGUCUCCUCCCUUGCCAUCUGGUGCAGGCACGGGUGGCCAUUCUGGACCUUUACGCCACAUCAGAGGAAGAACACCUUUGCCCAUGGGGAGGGAGGGAAAAGACUUGCGGGCCUUAAUUUGGUUGACAGCCUCCAAGGCUUGGAUGGUGGAGCAGGGGUGGGAGGAGUAGGCUGAAAGAUGGGAGAUGCCCCCCCAGCAGCAUCAUGAGCCCUGGAGCCCCCUGAAGGCCUGUCUUCUUUGGGGCUGGACCAAAGGCACGUAAGCCUAUUUGGUGACUCCUCCCCACCCGCAAUGGCCGGAUCCUCAGGGCUCCUGGGCAGCCUGGACCUCGGGUUGCCCAGUCUGCCUUGCAGGGAGUGCCACAGCCAACUGGCUGGAAAUCCCUCCUCUUUGCCAGAGAGAGGACGUGGGCAGCAUUUUGGGGCUGGAACACUCCACAUGGCCAUGCCAGCCAGCUGUCUGUCAGACACUGGUGGGACAGGAGGAUUGACUUCUUGGGGCUUCCAGAAUGUUCAUGGCACAUCCUAAUGGCAGCUUCAUUCUGUGUGGGAGGGACAGAUCUCAGAGGUCACCUAGUCCAGCCUUCCUCAGGGCAUGUUGCAGCCACCGCAUCCCUGAUGGGCUGGAGUGAUCCUCCCUUAGGACAGGCAGAGGAGCCUCGUUCGGGGGGGGGGGUUCCUUGCUGGGAGUGGGGGGCCAGCAGAGUGCCCUCUACUUUUCCUUUGUGAAAGGAAGGGGAAGGGACAGGCCCUCGGUCAGCCUAGCCCAACUUCUCUUCCAAGACCAGCCUCCUCAUUAUGGGGGCCCGUUACUCCCACUUCCUUAAGGGCUGUCAGGCAGGCUCUGCACGUUGAAGGGCAGCAGAGAAUGUGCCCUGGGCCUAGCAGGGCAAGCGAGUCCUCCUCCUUCAGACUGGCAGGGGGGUGUGGACUUUUGGCCCCCAGGGAACAACCUCGCUGGAAACCUGAAUUUGAGUCCCAAAGGGUGUUUUGGUGCCAGGGAACAGCAGGUGGAGAAAGAGGACCCUCUCCUGGGCUAACCCACCAUCGGCAUCCAGAUGCCAGUCCUCCCCUGCGGGCCCUGCAUUGGGGAAGGGGGCCAGGGCGCACGCGAUGCCCAGCCUGCCUGCUUGUGGUUUCCCACCAAACCUGCACCUGAUAGGAAGCCACUGUCUAGCCAUCUUUGGAGGUAGAGAUGCGGGGCUGAGGCCUCCAAGUGCACUCGGCAACUGCGCCCGACCCGCAGUCUGCUCCGCUGGUGUUGGUUACUGAUGGCGCCUGCCGGUUUCCAACUCUCCUAUCCUGUGCCCACCGUUCGUUUGAGGGCCCUCCGAGUCGUGCCUGCUUUGACACGGGAGCCUCGAGCCUUUCUCGGUGGCCAAGAUGCCAUUCGGCCGCCUGCUCGUCUGCCUACCGCGGAAAGCCCGGUUGGAAGCUGGCAGGAAGGGCUGUUGGCUUGGCCGCCGGGGUCCCUCGAGACGGCCUCGGGUCUUGCUGGGGCCGGGUCGGGG
Python bivittatus (Burmese python) is the source of this 3576-nucleotide messenger RNA. NCBI's taxonomy places the organism in Eukaryota, Metazoa, Chordata, Lepidosauria, Squamata, Pythonidae. The record is from RefSeq and is a predicted model, not a curated record.